ACUUUCAAGCAAGCAAUCCUUUUCCUCCACUUUUCCUACUUUAAAAUCCAGCAGCUGGCAUUUGCGCGUACAACGAAAAGGCUGUGUUUUUUGUUAAAGUCAGAUUUUUAACUCUACUACACAUACGCACUGUGCGAACAAAGAAGUUACAGGAUUGCUCCCCCAGGCCAGGGCAGUUUUCUGCUAACAGUGAGGUCUGCAAAAAUGGACUUCAACGCAUCCUUCAUGGAUGGCAUGGUGGGAGUUGGGGAUAUGAUCCUUCUCGAGUCCCUCUCUGAAGACUCGCUUCUAGUGAACUUGAAGGAAAGAUUCAAAAGUGAUGAAAUCUAUACAUAUAUUGGGAAUGUAGUGAUUUCAGUGAACCCCUACAAGCAACUCCCCAUUUACACCCCGGAGAAAGUGGAGGAGUACAGGAACUGCAAUCUGUACCAGCUGAAGCCACACAUCUAUGCUGUCGCUGAUGAUGCCUACCAGUCUCUACGAGACCGAGACAGAGACCAGUGCAUCUUGAUUACAGGGGAGAGUGGUGCUGGAAAAACAGAGGCCAGUAAACUGGUGAUGUCCUACGUGGCAGCUGUAUGUGGGAAAGGGACAGAAGUGAAUCAAGUAAAAGAGCAACUCCUACAGUCCAAUCCUGUCCUGGAGGCCUUUGGAAAUGCCAAGACCACCCGCAAUGACAACUCAUCCAGAUUUGGGAAAUACAUGGACAUUGAAUUUGACUUUAAAGGAGACCCUGUGGGUGGUGUGAUCAGCAACUAUCUACUGGAGAAAUCCCGUGUGGUCAAAAAUGUUAAAGGAGAAAGAAAUUUUCAUAUAUUCUAUCAGCUCCUUGCAGGAGGAGGCCCUGAGCUCCUAGGAAAACUAAAGCUGAUCCCCGACUGCAGCAAGUACAUCUACUUGAAUAACGAUCCCGCCAGCCUAAAUGGAAUGGGAGAUAAUGAAAACUUUCAGAUUGUUAAGAACGCUAUGGAGAUUAUUGGACUUUCCAAUGAUGAGGUCACCUCUAUUUUUGAAAUUGUUGCUGUGAUACUGAAGUUAGGAAACGUGGAGAUAAAGGGACAAUUUCAAGCCAAUGGAAUGGCCUCCUGCUACAUUUCAGAUGCAAAGAGUAUAAAGGAGAUAGGCUCUCUGAUUGGCCUGGACUCUUCCAUGCUGGAGAAUGCAUUCAGUGUACGCACUGUAGAAGCCAAACAGGAGAAGGUCGUGACUACGCUGAAUCAAUCCCAGGGAGUCUAUGCCCGCGAUGCCCUUGCUAAGAAUCUCUAUGAUCGGCUUUUCAGUUGGCUUGUUCAGAGGAUCAAUGAAAGCAUAAAAGUUUCAGAGUUCCAAGGGAAAAAGGUCAUGGGUGUGCUAGAUAUUUAUGGCUUUGAGAUUUUGGAGGUCAACAGCUUUGAGCAGUUCAUAAUUAAUUACUGUAAUGAGAAAUUGCAGCAGAUUUUCAUUCAAAUGACACUGAAGGAAGAGCAGGAAGAAUAUACAAGAGAGGGUAUUAAAUGGAAACAAAUUGCCUACACUGACAAUGAAGUCAUCUGUAGCCUCAUUGAAAAUAGCACAAACGGAAUCUUAGCAGUGCUGGAUGAGGAGUGUCUGCGCCCAGGCAAGGUGUCUGAUGCCACUUUCCUUGCCAAGCUUAGUUUAAAUUUCAAAAAUCACAAGCAUUUCCAGAGUAAGGCCACUCAGAAUGAUAAGCGUAUUGCAGAUCUAUCAUUGCCUGAUAAUUGCUUCCGCAUUGAGCAUUAUGCUGGCCAGGUAACAUACAACACUGAUGGGUUUUUGGACAAGAAUAAUGACCUUCUCUUCAGAGACCUUUCCCAAGCCAUGUGGAGUGCCAAACAUCAACUCCUAAAAACCCUUUUCCCAGAAGGUGAUCCAAAGAACUCCUCACUGAAACGUCCUCCUACUGUCGGCUUCCAGUUCAAAAACUCUGUAUCAACUCUCAUGAAAAACCUAUACGCCAAAAACCCCAACUAUAUCAGAUGCCUAAAGCCCAAUAGUUCAAAGAAGCCAUCCCUCUUUGAUGAUGUCCUUGUGAAAACUCAGAUCCUUUACCUGGGACUGCUGGAGAAUGUGAAAGUCCGCCGGGCUGGAUUUGCUUACAGACAGUUGUAUAAGCCUUUCCUGGAACGCUAUAAGUUGGUUUCCAGACAGACUUGGCCACGAUGGGCAGGAGAAGCACGGGAUGGAGUGGCAACAAUAAUGGCAGAGUUGGGUAUUCCUUCAGAAGAAGCAGCGCUUGGACAUACCAAAAUAUUUAUCAGAACUCCAAGCACACUGUUUGAUUUGGAGGAAAGGCGCAGGCGUCGGUUGAAUGAGUUGGCGACUGCAAUACAGACAGUUUUCCGUGGAUGGAGAUGCCGCAGUCAUUUCCUGCUCAUGCGCAAGAGCCAGAUUAUUAUCUCUGCCUUUUACAGGGGGCACGCUCAAAAGAAACAAUAUCAGAAUAUUAAAUUCUCUGCAUUAUUACUCCAAUCCUAUGUUCGUGGCUGGAAGGCACGUGUACUGCUGCGUAAGUUCAAGCUGGAAAAACGUAAGGAGACAGCAUCCUCAACAAUAUGUGCAUAUUGGAGGGGGUACAAGGUGCGAAAAGAAUUCCGAAGACGGUUUAAGUCCACGGCAUCAAAGAAGCUGGCUAACUUUAUCUACCUAAGAAUUCUGCAAAGGUAUUUUCUUGGCCUGAAAAAUAAUCUGCCAUCAAUGUCCCCAACAAACAAGACAUGGGCUCCUCCAAAGUACAAGUUUAUGGCACCUCUCAACCAACAACUCAUGAGGAUAUUCCACCACUGGAAGUGUAAGAAAUACAGAGAUAAUCUAACACCCCAGAGGAAAACUAUUCUACAGGACAAACUAUGUGCCAGUGAGCUAUUUAAUGGCAAAAAGAAAUGUUACCCUGCAAGCGUUGCCAAACCAUUCCAGGGAGAUUAUGUUGGUAUCCAGAAAAACCCCAAAUUACAAAAGGCUGUCAGUGGUGUUUCUGGGACAUUGCUUGUUGCUGCCAACAUUCAAAGAAUCGCCAAAACGAAUGGCAAGGGAUCGCCUAUGCUGUUAUUAUUGACAAAUUCUCAUUUAGGCCUUGCAAAUACAAAAGGCCAAGUACAAUCACUAGCCAAGUUGGACGAGAUCGCUAGUGUUUCCGUCAGCAAGUUCAACGAUGGAAUUUUUGUAAUCCAGUUCACUCCGACAGCUACUGCAGGAUUAAAAGGAGACUUCCUACUGUCCAGCGUAAAUACGAUUGAAAUUCUGGCCAAGCUGUACCAAUCUGUACUGGAAAUAACAAAAAACAAACUAAAUGUUCAGAUCAGUGAUGAAUUUUCGGUGAAGUUCAAAAAGGACCCAAUAGCUCUGAAGUUCAUUGAAGCAAGUGCUCAGAAUGGCAAGGGUCCCGUGUACAAGAAGAAAGGCAGCCAAACAGUGGAAGUCUUUGUAUAGUGAUGAUGAGAGUAUGAAGGGGCUUUAAAACCUGCUUGAACCUAAUUUCUUUCAAUGUGCAACCUUAAGGAAAGAUAUUCUUCAUAAUCAGAGAAGAGUUUCCAAACCUUACCAUGAUCUACAUCUCCCCUGCAAGCCACAAAGGAAUCAUUUCUGCAGCAGCGUUAGGAGAUAUCUAGUCUUAUGUCGUAGUCUCGUCCUUUUUUUUAUUGAAUUGAAUUUCCAAAGGCUCCUUCCCUUUUCUGUGCAUAUUGGCACCUUUCAAUAAUCAGAAAAAGUACAUGGUCUGAGGACUAUUUUCUCUCUCCCAAGAGCCCAAGCUAUUGUAUAGUUCCAUUUUACAUAAAUGGCCUUGCUGUAAAGAAUCGUUUUUUGUUUUUAUACAGUAAUUACAGUUCCAAGGGAUGACUCUGUGCAACGACAUUGUGCUGUUUAUUUGAUGCUCUCCCUGAGUAAUCACCGCUAUAUUAUAGUAUAGUAUAAAGUAUUUUAAUAAAGGAUUGAUUUUACCUCAAAUGCAUUCAGUAUCGAUUAAUUAUGCCAAAACCUUUUGAAAUUCUCAAAUUCCAUUUCAUAUUUGUAGAAAGGCCUCAAAUACAUACCUCAUAUUCUGGUGACAGUUCAUAGAUUUCCAUAGAGGCAAAUUCAUAGAUACUGCUAGGCAAAGCUCUCUUCUUUUUUUUUUGUUUCUUCCUCAGGACGUAAUGCCAAUGAAAAUAAAUAUAAGAUUGACACAAUUAGUAGACGAUGGAUGAUAGCAUAAAUAGAAUUGUGAUUGAUUGAAUCCUAUACAGUUUAAGGACUAAUGUUCAAAGUGAUGAGGAGAUGGAACUUUGGCAUGCCAUCAAAUAUGUUUUAAAUAUAUUUACAUUUAUUUAUAACUCGUAAAAAUUAAACGAAAGCACCGAUUAAAAAAAAGGCAAAUUAUUUAUGGUAUAAUGACACGUUUCAGGUCAUAAUGUCUGUAUCCUUAAGCAUUUUUUUCUUUAGAUACAUGUAUAUGUGGCAAGCGAGCUACUCAGUGUUCCAACUGCUGCACCCUUUAAUAAAGGUGGAAGUCAGGCUACUAGGCGCGGGUGUUGUCUUAGCUAGCUUGAAUUCAACACACCUUGCCUGCCUGUACUGCUGUAAAGAUAGAGAAAACGCAGGCAUGCUGUUCUUCAACAUGUCGUUAUCCCUUUUGGAAAUGGAUAGUUUAAGAGCUGCCAUCCAUAUUCUGAUCUCAUAACAAAAAGAAAUCAUAUGUAACAUAAGGACAAGCAAUUCUUCAUUGUAAAGAUUGUUCUUUAUGGGGUUUUCACCUGUGCCGCCUUAAGCAGUAUGUCAACUGGUAUUAAUAAACAAUUUAUUUCAAAAGCA
Xenopus laevis (African clawed frog) is the source of this 4785-nucleotide messenger RNA. It is a transcript of the gene myo1a.S, whose product is annotated as myosin IA S homeolog. Gene Ontology annotation, biological process: actin filament organization; endocytosis; actin filament-based movement. Gene Ontology annotation, molecular function: microfilament motor activity; actin filament binding; cytoskeletal motor activity. Gene Ontology annotation, cellular component: microvillus; cytoplasm; brush border. Lineage: Eukaryota; Metazoa; Chordata; Amphibia; Anura; Pipidae. The coding region runs from base 205 to 3426 and encodes 1073 amino acids. The record is from RefSeq and is a predicted model, not a curated record. The transcript has 29 exons.